UACAAUUGAACACGGCACACUGGCGUUCAUGGCGGGUUUUUUCUAGUGUGUGGAGAACCAGUGGUACAUAUAUGCGGCUAUAUGCUGCUACACAGCAAGAGGGACAAAGUAAGGCGGGUGCAUUUUACCGUGACUGGCAAGAAAGUAUUUGUGUUGUUGAUGCCACCGGCAAGCUGGAAGAAUAACACUGUGUUAAGUUAUCGAGCGCGCGAGCCGUCGCUAGUAUUCCGCCAGUUCGUCGGUUAAGUUACCUAACCCAUGGGCUUAUUAGCUCGGCAAUCUAACAGUAUCAGGCAUUGAUGGAUCCUCGGUAAACGGACGUAUAUUAUAGUGGUUGAGCCGUCAACCGCCGUACCACUGUGAAUUCCCUUUGUCGAGCAGACAGCUUCUUCCCUGUCUUGUUUUUCCCAGGGAGGCAAUCCUGCUUGAAAGUCCAGCCACGCCUUUUUUAUUUGCUACGUGUUGGUUCGAUAGAGCGCAUCUCGCGUAUAUAUAUGUUUGUGCGGCGCGCGCGCCAGCGGAUUGAGUAAUCCUGCGCUUGCCGGGUGCUCGGGCCGAAACCACGUUGGAUGGGAGAGGAGAAGAUGGAUCUAUAUAUGCCGAAUACAGCAUGCGUAUGAUGAUUUGCCCAUGUUGUGCUGGCUAUUGAUCCUGAAUACCAUUAAUUGCACUGCAUGGGGUUGUAAGAAGGAAUUCAUUCCCGAGCAUUUGUUCUAAUGGGAUUGUGCAGGCCGAGGACAGCCGUCAUAUACCCGGGCCCAUCAAACGGAUAUUGUGAUUCUUGAUAAAAUUUGUACCUCGCAAUUGACUGCCUGAAAAGCAACCUGACGCUCAAAUUUGUGGAAAAAAUGGACGAUAUGCAGAGGCGGCUUCCGUCCAGCGCCGGUCUGCAUGCCGGCUGCUUGACAAUUUUUUCCAAAUUUAUAACUCUCCUGCUGUUGUUUCUCAUUUCGUCUGGCACUUCUGUGAGAGCCGUGACGACGCCUCCCUAUAUGGUACGGGAGCCACCUCAUGAACUUUUAUAUAAAUUAUCAAAUCCAAAUCAAGAAGACAGGCCAAUAGUGUUGGACUGUGAAGCGAAUGGCGAUCCUAUACCUGAAUACAAAUGGACCAAAAACGGACAGGAAUUUUCGGUAUCGGGUAGCGAUGAUCGUAUAGCACAAGAGCCGGGAAAAGGCACUUUGACAAUACAUCGACCAAAGGAUAUCGACGAGGGAUUGUACCAGUGCCGGGCUGAGAAUUCCUAUGGAAUAUCACUGUCAAAUGCUGUUUAUCUACGACGUGCAGGAUUGGAUACGUUUCGAAGCGGCGACAUUGCAGAGGAAGUCGUGGUAGAGGAAGGUCAAGCUCUGACGAUUAAAUGUAACCCACCAACCGGAAUACCCCGCCCUAAUGUUUUUUGGAUACUACAAAACCCGAGUGGGGCCAUGACGACCGUGAACGGCAGUCGUAUAUCAGUUGAUCCGGAAGGCGAUCUACAUUUCUCGAAUGUGACCCUUCAGGACGCCAGCGGUGACGAUACCUAUGCUUGCUCAGCUUUUUCUCCUUUUUUACACGAAUAUAAAACCGGCGAACUGAAAAAACUUAUUGUAAAGCCAUCGGGAUCAGCUGCGCCAAAUAAAGUCUCCCCCGUCUGUCAGUACACAUCACCCAAGCAUGUGACGGGAAUGCUGGGUCGAUCCAUCGACAUUUCAUGCAUUUAUGGUGGAACACCACUGCCACAGAUUCGAUGGGAACGGGAAAAUGCUCCACUACCGCACAAACGACACUUUCUCACUGAUUUCGGGAAAGUGCUUAGAAUAAAGGAUCUCAAAUUCGAAGAUCAGGGCACAUACAAAUGCAUUGCUUCCAACGGGAUAGGUCAAAUUGGCAGCCAUGCGUUCACAUUAACCAUUGAAUCUCAACCGUACUGGAUUGUUGCACCCGAGCGGGUUACCAAGGCCGAAGACGAAAACCAUGAAUUUUCAUGCAUGGCAGGAGGCAUCCCGGAACCCAGAAUCCAAUGGUUCGUCAACGGAACGCCCAUUGAAAAUGUAGCACGGGCAGCCAAUCGAGUAAUCAAUGGGAAUAACAUAACGCUAACCCAUGUCCAGAAGGAUGUCGAUACGGAUAACUAUCAAUGUAACGCCAGUAAUGCCCACGGAUAUAUCUUUGCCGAUGUUUUCAUAAACGUCAUGGCCAUCGAGGCUUCCAUAACUGAGACCCCCGCUGCACUCUCGGAAGCCGUGGAAGGCGCACUGGCCACUAUUACUUGUCGGACGUACGGUGCGCCGCAGCCGACUGUCAUCUGGGAAAAGGAUGGACAGAUUGUCAAUGCCCAACCCGGCAUAGGAUCGCGCUACGAGAUUAAAAGAAACGGAGACCUGCUUAUCAAUGGUAGCGACUUUGCCGACAGUGGAAAUUACACUUGCGAAGCGAGAAAUCGCCUCGGCUGGCAACGCGCUUCCGGCCGGCUUGACAUUAAGAGGAAAACAAAAAUAACGGCGCCUCCGGAAGAUAUCGAACGGAAUGCCGGUGAUUCAGCGACAUUCCGCUGCUCGGCCAGCAGCGAUCCCAAUCUGGAAGUGCAGAUCGAGUGGGCACGCGAUGACGAAGCAAUUAAGCCCAGCGAGAGUGGCCGCAUAUUCCAGAGCAAUGACAACAGCCUGACCAUAUCCCAUACUCAAGAGGUCGAUUCUGGAAUAUAUAAAUGUAUUGCACGGACGCGUUUAGACCGCGUGGAAGCCACGGCGUCGCUGGUAGUCCGUGAUGUGCCCAAUCCGCCAAUUAACGUCAAAGUUCAAUGUGAACAUCGUACCGCAAUUGUCUCAUGGGGAAACAAUGGAGAUAACCGUGAUCCAACUUUUGAAUACAUAAUCGAAUACAGUACAUCGUUUGAGCCCGGUGCCUGGAAUGAACUCAAAGACAAAAUUCCUCCUGGUGAUUUAUCUCAAUCAAUAGAGCUCAGUCCGUAAGUUUAUUCGCUUCGCAUUCUAUGCAACAAUUUCCACACAAUAAUAAAUGUCCCAUUCAUGUCCGCUCCAAGCCAAGAGGUCUGCACUACGCCGCCGGAUAUACCGUACAAGAAUCCCGAUAAUGUCCAGGGCAGAGGGGAUAAUCCGAGUAAUCUUGUCAUCUCGUGGACGCCCAUGCCGCAAAUUGACCACAAUGGUCCGGGAUUUUAUUAUGAAGUGAAGUAUAUCAGAGCCGAUCCCGAUCCAAAUGCCCAGCGGAUAGAGGACAGUAUCCCCAUUAAAGACUGGCGUCAGAGUAGUGUGACCAUCACCAAUCAACCGACGUAUGUGCCUUACGAUGUGCGGGUAAUUGCCAAUAAUGAUCUCGGCCGCUCUCGGGCGGCGGAUGGGGCGCCAAUUCGGGGCUUUUCCGGCGAGGAUCGGCCUACGACGGCUCCGGGCAAGCCCCAAGCGAAUAAGCUCGUCGACGGCCGAACUGCGGAAAUUUCGUGGCCACCGGUUCCGGCUGACUCCAUUAAAGGAGAUUUUAAGGGCUAUAAGGUUCAAGUAACUCCGACAGGAGAAACAACGCCUAGGGAGAUACGCGUUGGACCAAAUGCAUCCUCGGCGGUUGUGGAUAUACUGAAGCCAGCCAGCGCAAACACCAUUCGGGUACUGCCAUACAAUGGACAAUACGAUGGUCCUGCUAGCGAUGAGCUCGUUAUUGAAACCGAAUCCAUGCCCCCGGGCCGACCGGGCGAUUUCAAAGCGUAUCCCAUGGGACGUGGCGCCAUCUUUCUCGAAUGGAAGGAGCCCACUGAGCCCAACGGCCGACUCACGCAUUACGAGAUCGAGUCCCGCACUGUGGAAGGACUGGCCGUUUCAGAUCCCAUCAGGGAGGCACAGAAUGUCCCGCUCAGUGUCAACAAUCUGAAAUUAUCGGGAUUGACACCUGACACCAAGUACCGGAUUUAUCUGCAUGCCGUUAAUGAUAAGGGGCGCGGCGAGGCCGGUAUUGUGGAAGCGGCUACCGACUCCAAUCGGACGAGUGAAGCGUUGGCGCUCCUCCCACCGCCCGGCACACCGGAGUAUCUAGUAGCCGGAAAAACCAAUGAUUCCCUGAUUAUUGCCUGGCAGCCACAGGCGGCCGCCGAAGGAGGUCACCGCACAGGAGAAUACUUUUACGUGCAGUAUAAACGUGCAGGUGACGGGGAAUGGAAAUCAACCGGGCCCGUAAUGGAUAGUUUGCAAACGGAAAUACAUCCUCUGGAGCCUGGAACGACCUAUGACAUCCGGGUUGUGGCGGUGGAAGGCAACCAAGAGACACCGGGACCGAUUAGACAAGAAAAUACACUGGGCGUUCGAGAAGGCGACAUGGCUCCUGGCGCAUACGCAAUCCUGCGCAGUGGAUGGGUUAUUGCCGCGAUCAUCAUUGCAGCGAUUAUUGUGCUCAUUUUCCUGAUCGUAUGCUGUUACUACUGCUGCAGGAAGAAACGCGGGGGAAAAUACGCGGUUAACGAAGGUGACCGUGAGCGAGGAAAGCAGAUGCCUUAUGAGUAUCAAAAAGCUCCCACAUUACCGGCUGCUUCGAAUAAUCUUCCUAAAGUCCGACCCGGUGACGGUCCUAUAAACGGAGAUGAGAGCGCCUCCAUUAUCAGUAAAGAAGUUGAAGGUAGCGAAGCCGACAGCAUGGAGGAAUACGCUGAACCCAAUGAUCCAAAAAUGUUCUCCGAGGAUGGCUCCUGGAUUGGCCAGUAUGCCUCGACGACAGUACGGUCAAACGAUGCGGUUGUCACUACGAGCGUAAAUCCGCCUUCCGGUUCAACGUUCGUCUGAUCGGCGCUGUGCGCCCUCCGACACGCCGCACUCAGCGAUCCCGGUUGUACAAUUGUUCCCAAAAUGCUGGACUGCCUAGUCUGAAUCUCUAAUUUUAUAUUCAGCCAGAAUGCGUUUAUUAACUCCGGAGAUCCGUCUCCUGUGUGCCGCAAUCUCUCUCGUUCGAAUCUGAUAGUUUCGCUGAAUCUUCCUGUUAUAUUUGGACUCUUUUUGUGAUUUCGAAGCAGAACAAGUUCUUUUCUACCAAGAAUCUUCUUGGUAAUUCGGAACAUUCCAUAUUCAUUAAUGUAGGACAAUGAAGAUUUAUUUGGUUUGAUUGUCAUGCAUUUUUCCUCCUCAACGGAUUAUCUCUCUGGACACAACGGCAUAACUGACUACUGCCUCUUCCCGGUCUUGAAAAGUGGUUUUAUUUCUGGAAUUUUCAUUUUUAUAUACCUGGACCUUGCCUGAAGUAACGCCAACGUUUUGGGGAAUUUUUUCUACCCUUUGACCUGCAACUCUUCAGAUGAUUUCCUUCUGGUUUGCAUUUUUUGUUGUUUAAUUAAUUAAUAAUACGUGUUCUCUUUGAGCGUGUUGUCGUUGUCUUUGUACCUCGUGGGAGUGGACUCUUUAUGAAGUAUGCGGCAUACGUCAUGGUAAAUUUGGAACUCAAUGAUGUUUUUACUGAGGAAUUAUUUUUCAUGUGCUAGUGCCGAUGCAUACGAGUAGAUAGACAGACGUCUAAGAUGUUUAGUGUCUACCUUGAGUUAUUGUUUUAUUUGUUUUGACGAGUUUAAUAAAGUCGUGCGC
Molecule: messenger RNA, 5558 nt
Organism: Paramacrobiotus metropolitanus
Lineage: Eukaryota; Metazoa; Tardigrada; Eutardigrada; Parachela; Macrobiotidae
Product: neuroglian-like
Exons: 16
Biological process (GO): cell-cell adhesion
Molecular function (GO): protein binding
Source: RefSeq, a predicted model, not a curated record